AUGACUAAAAGAAAACCUUAAUUUGACAUAGGGAAGGAAGAGGAUGAUGAUGAAGCCUUACCUGUAGUCGGAGUUAACAAUACUCCAGAAGAAAUUCAGGAGAGAAAGUAUUUUGUGUGAAUAAAAUAGAAUUUUGAAGAUCAAAGGAUUAAAAGAAAAAAAUGAUAACCAAAAUACAAAAAUAGUAAUAACUGCCCCACCGCCAUCAUUUGAACAAGCGGGAUCUGACUAAAAACUGUCAACACCUCCUAAAAAGUUCUAACCAACGAACAUCUUCAAUUCUCAACAAGAAAAAUUGUUUUUCAAUACUCAGCCAUUGAAUAGUUUAUAAUUACCUAAGAAAUAAAACAAUAAUAUGGGAUUGGUGAGUCCAAUAAUAGAAUUUAAAUCAAUUCGAAAGAGUGACAAAUCAAUUACUUCUCCAAAUUAGGAGACUAAUAAAAAAAUAGAAAUUUUAGAUGUAAAUUUAAGAUUAAGACAUAGAAUAAAUUAAAGAAAAUAAAAAUAGAUGAUAAAGAGCAUGAAAAUAAAGAAAUCACAUUCACAAUAGAAAAGGUAGGAGAUGAUCACAAAAUAAGAGUUGAGUAUAAUUAUUCCAUUAAUAUAUAGACCUGAUAUAUUUGAAGGACUGAUUGAGAAGGAGAAAACAAAGAAAGAGAAUAAUAUAGUGAGAUUAGAAUGUAAAAAAGAAUAAGAAGUGCAUGCAUUACAACUAGAAUUUGUUAAUGAAAAAGACUAUGAAUAAUUUAAUCUAUGA
Molecule: messenger RNA, 757 nt
Organism: Paramecium octaurelia
Lineage: Eukaryota; Ciliophora; Oligohymenophorea; Peniculida; Parameciidae
Source: the annotation of a GenBank genome assembly